GAAAAGUUUGUGUUCCCUCAUUUAAAGAUGUUGAACCUUUAUGAGUUGCCACAACUUGCUCACUUUUACCCUCAAACAUUCACUAUGGAAUGUCCUGCGUUAAAUAACUUAUCUGUGUUGGAUUGUAAUAAAUUGAAGUUAUUUGAAAGUGCACACUCAAAGGGUAAGCGUGAAGGUAGUACCUCAAUUAACAGACUGCCUUCUAUGUCAUUUUUAAAGGUCAUUUCCAACCUGAAGGAAUUGAAACUUGAUUGGCAACACAUUUUGGCAUUAAGCUUAAGGUUUAGGUCAGAGCAAUUUACUGGAGGCCUCAAAUAUUUAAAUAAAAUUUCCCUGUUCCUUAACACUGAUGAGAAUGAGAAGCCUAUCUUGCCAAUUGAAAUACUGCGAAAGGCACCCAAUUUAACAGAAAUGAGCAUAAAAUAUCGCAGUAGUCCUGAUAUAUUCCUUGUUGAAAACCCCAAAAUUGGUGAGGACAGGAUGCUUGGACAGUUAAGAAUAUUGACACUAUACAAAGUACAUGAGCUCCAAUCCAUCAAACCACAGGACUCAUCAUGGUUGAACACAAUCAGUGAGAAGCUCCACGAAUUAUAUGUUUGUGAAUGUCCUGAUUUGUCAACAUUAGUACAUUCUACUGCUACAAUAUCUUUCUCUUGUCUGAAAAAAUUGUCUAUAUCCAACUGUCCCCAAUUGCAAUAUUUAUUUACAUCAUUCAUGGCAAAAAAGCUAAUGAACCUUGAGGAGAUAACAAUCAAGGAAUGUGAAUCAGUGAAAGAAAUAAUAGCUAAACCCGAAGAUUCAACUUCAGAAGCCAUUAAGUUUGAGUGGCUCAACACCAUUGUUCUUGAUUCUUUACCGAGUCUGAUAUGUUUUUAUUCAGGUGGUGAUACUCUGCAAUUAUCGUCUUUGAUAAAAGUGCAUAUAUGGCAAUGCCCCAGAAUGAAAUAUUUUUCCCAAGGAGGCAUAGAUGCAAAAUCUUUUGUAGGAGUUCAAAUGUCGCUUAAUCCAAAUGAUGAUUUGUUCUUCCACGAAGAUCUUAAUGCCACUAUAAGAGAGAUGUUCCAACAAGAGGUUCAAGGAAUAGGAGGAGUCGGAAUCCAAUUAUAGGUGAAGGAGAUAGCAUCCUGACAACAAAUGGAGGGCUUUUCUUUUCUGUUGUAGUGUGGUGUUCAUGAAUAAAGUUUUCCUAUAUACCUAUAGGAAAUAUGUGUGGUUCUUGAGUUAUAUAUACAAGGGUAGGGUGUUUUAUGAAUAAAGUGAUCAUGUAUUUAUACAGGAGCAGACGUGCGAAUGGUUUUUAAAUUAUAACAAAGGGUGUUUGUGUUUCAUACA
Messenger RNA from Cajanus cajan (pigeon pea), 1332 nucleotides. The record is from RefSeq and is a predicted model, not a curated record. NCBI's taxonomy places the organism in Eukaryota, Viridiplantae, Streptophyta, Magnoliopsida, Fabales, Fabaceae.